Molecule: messenger RNA, 1065 nt
Organism: Eurytemora carolleeae
Lineage: Eukaryota; Metazoa; Arthropoda; Copepoda; Calanoida; Temoridae
Exons: 7
Coding region: 1-1065 (354 amino acids)
Source: RefSeq, a predicted model, not a curated record
AUGUCGUCUUCCUAUACUACAGAUAUAGUCUGGUACAGUUCCUUUACCUGUAUUAUCAAGGUUGUUGUUGCUACCCUGGCACAGUUCCUUUACCUGUAUUAUCAAGGUUGUUGUUGCUACCCUGGCACAAUUCCUUUACCUGUAUUAUCAAGGUUGUUGUUGCUACCCUGGCACAGUUCCUUUACCUGUAUUAUUAAGGUUAUUGUUGCUACCCUGGCACAGUUCCUUUAUCUGUAUUAUCAAGGUUGUUAUUGCUACCCUGGCACAGUUCCUUUACCUGUAUUAUCAAGGUUGUUGUUGCUACCCUGGCACAGUCCUCUUACCUGUAUUAUCAAGGUUGUUGUUGCUACCCUGUAUACAAGGUUGUUGUUGCUUCCUUGGUACAGUUCCUUUACCUGUGUUAUACAAGGUUGUUGUUGCUACCCUGGUACAGUUCCUUUACCUGUGUUAUACAAGGUUGUUGUUGCUACCCUGGCACAGUUCCUUUACCUGUAUUAUCAAGGUUGUUUUUGCUACCCUGGCACAGUUCCUUUACCUGUAUUAUCAAGGUUGUUGUUGCUACCCUGGUACAGUUCCUUUACCUGUAUUAUACAAGGUUGUUGUUGCUACCCUGGCACAGGUCCUUUACCUGUAUUAACCAAGGUUGUUGUUGCUACCCUGGUACAGUUCCUUUACCUGUGUUAUACAAGGUUGUUGUUGCUACCCUGGCACAGUUCCUUUACCUGUAUUAUCAAGGUUGUUGUUGCUACCCUGGCACAGUUCCAUGCAGUUACCAUUGCCUGGAAGCAAUCUAUUGAGGAUGAUUCUAUUUUGGAUGUUCAUCCGUACUUAGCUCGACCCUAUCCUAUUCCUACCGAAGAACGAAUACUUUUAAUUAACAGGUAUGCUUUGCUAUGUAGAUCAUGGUCGUCUGCACGCUUGGAUCCAAAACUUGAGAAGAAACUGAAUUUACUGAAAACAUAUUCACAAAGAGUCGAUGAUGAAACACAAAUCGUGGCUGAUUUCUCAAACCCCACAGGAACAGUUGGUCUAGGAUUGGUUCAUCCCGAAGAUUUGUUUUAUUAG